Messenger RNA from Sesamum indicum (sesame), 4947 nucleotides. RefSeq names its product tornado 1 (gene TRN1). The record is from RefSeq and is a predicted model, not a curated record. Gene Ontology annotation, molecular function: protein binding. Lineage: Eukaryota; Viridiplantae; Streptophyta; Magnoliopsida; Lamiales; Pedaliaceae.
GAUUGGGCCUGUAAUCCCAUGUUUUGUGUUUGACAAAAUGAAGAAAAGAGUAGGAAUUAGUAAAGCAACUGGGGAAAAGAAUCCAAGAAAACUACCUCAUAGCCCACAAGAAUUCCUUCAAAGACAAGUACAGAAUUUAUGCCACUUUUCAGUUAAUAAGCAGCUUAUUGACAGUCAAGAACAGGCAAUCUCGGUUUUUCCUAAAUUGUUGUACAAGUUCUUGAUCAUCCGAACAGAUUAGUAAGAGAAUGAUCUUUACCUUUGUCUGAAGAGUCCCACAAUCCUGUCAAAGUUCACUCAAGAAAUGGCAACAGAUCAGAAUGUAAAAGAUCUCCCAUGGGCUCUGCAACUGAUGAAAUCGGGGAGCAUCGAACUGCAGAGCGUCUCGUUCUUGUUUUCUCAACCAGCUUCGGGUUGUUUCCAGGAAACGGAGAACUCCUUGAACGUGAACAUAACAAAAGACAGCGUUUUGCAGUUCUCUCAGCUUCUCAAAGUUCUAGGAACAGCCAAGAAUGGUGCUCAAUCAUCAUUGAGAAACCUGGAAUUCCACCUGGUAGAAUGGGAGCUGCAACAGGUGAAAGAUCUUCGGGUUCUGAUCGAGAAUAACCCAAACAUCAAGCAGCUGAUGUUCAGACGAAACAAGUUUAGUGCAGAGUGUUUGUCAGAGCUAUCAGAUGGUUUGAGGAAAAACAAAAACAUCAAGGAAAUUAUGCUGUCUGAAUCAGGUAUUGGUUCAGAAGGAGCUGGAGUCCUGGCUUCAGCCCUGAAGGAUAAUCAUAACUUGGAAGAGUUGCAAAUAUGGGAAGACUCGAUUGGAUCAAGGGGAGCAGAAGAGCUGUCUAAAAUGAUUGAAGUAAACUCAACUCUGAAACUGCUGACAAUUUUCGACUCAAGGUCGAUAACAGCAACACCUCUAAUUUCAGCUGUUUUGGCUAGGAAUAGAUUGAUGGAGGUCCAUAUAUGGAGUGUGGAUCGCAACGAGAAGAGUUCUAAGGUGGUUGAAUUUGUACCUGAAAACAGCACUCUUCGAGUGUACCACCUCGACGUUUCGGGUGCAUGCCGUGUCGCCUGUUCAUUGGGAUGGAAUUCAACUGUGAGAUCUCUUGACAUGACAGGAGUCAGGCUGAAAUCACGGUGGGCGAAGGAAUUUCGCUGGGUUCUUGAGCAGAAUCGAACCCUGAAAGAGGUCAAUCUGUCCAAGACAUGCCUAAAGGACAAGGGUGUUGUUUAUGUUGCAGCUGGACUGUUUAAAAACCGGAUCUUGGAAAGAUUGCAUCUUGAUGGGAACUGGUUUGGUGGAAUAGGUGUUGAGCAUUUACUCUGUCCUUUGAGCAAGUUCUCGGCUCUGCAAAAUCAAGCAAACACAACGCUAAAGUCGGUAACUUUAGGAGGAGGAAGGACUAAGAUUGGUAGAGAUGGGCUCGCAGCCAUUCUGCAGAUGCUGACCAGCAACCAAAGUGUUACUCAUCUGGGAAUAUACGACGAUGAGAGUCUCAAGCCAGACGAUAUCAUCAAAAUCUUCAAAGGCGUGGAGAGGAAUGCAACUCUGAGGAACUUAUCUCUGCAAGGCUGCAAAGGGGUAAAGGGUGAACUUGUGCUGCAAACCAUAAUGGAGACGUUGAAUGUGAAUCCUUGGAUUGAAGACAUUGAUCUUGCAAGAACUCCACUGCAGGCUGCAGGAAAAACAGAAGGGAUAUAUAAGAGAUUGGGUCAGAAUGAGCGGAGUGAACCUGAGAUUGAUUUGCUCAAGGACAUGCAAAUGACUUUGCCCAAGAGUUGUCGGGUCUUUCUCUGCGGUCAAGAAUAUGCUGGUAAAAGUACACUGUGCAAUUCUAUUUCACAGAACUUAUCCCCUUCAAAGCUGCCAUACUUGGAUCAGGUGAGGAUUCUGGUGAACCCUGUCGAGCAAGCUGUUAGAACACCAAGCAUCAUGAUUAAGACAUUCAAAGAUGAAGAUACAAAAAUCUCCAUAUGGAAUCUUGCUGGGCAGCAUGAGUUUUAUUCGCUGCACGAUCUCAUGUUUCCGGGGCAUGGCAGCGCAUCCUUCUUUCUGAUCAUAUCCAGCUUAUUCAGGAAACCGAGCAACAGAGAACCAAAACCCCCGAGUGAGAUUGAAGAAGAUAUGCAGUACUGGGUGAGGUUCAUUGUUUCAAACUCAAAACGAGCAGUUCAGCAAUGCAUGCUACCUAGUGUAACUAUGGUGCUCACUCACUUUGACAAAAUCAAUCAGCAAUCUGAUAGCUUACAGGCCACUGUCAGUUUGGUUCAAAGACUACGAGAGAAGUUCCAGGGCUUUGUUGAAUUCUAUCCAACUGUAUUUACAGUUGACGCAAGAUCAUCAGCCUCAGUGGGUAAACUCAGCCAUCAUAUCCGGAAAACAAGCAAAACAGUUCUUGAAAGGGUUCCACGAGUCUAUCAGCUUUGCAACGAUCUUGUAGAAAUAUUAUCUGACUGGAGACAGGAGAACCGCAAUAAACCAGCGAUGAAGUGGAAAGAGUUUGGUGAUCUAUGCCAAGUCAGAGUUCCGGCUCUAAGAAUCCGCUCAAGACAUGAUAAUAAAGAGAAGAUAGAGAUGAGGAGAAGAGCAGUGGCUACAAAUCUUCACCAUAUCGGUGAAGUGAUUUAUUUUGAUGAAUUAGGGUUCCUAAUCUUGGACUAUGAGUGGUUUUGUGGUGAGGUACUCAGUCAGCUAAUAAGAUUAGAUGUCAGAAAGCCGAGCACAACUGAGAAGAGUGGAUUCAUUUGCAGAAAAGAACUUGAGAAGAUUUUAAUAGGCAGCUUACAGAGUCGCAUUCCUGGAAUGGGCUCAAAUAUUAUUGAGAAUCUUCAACCCAGUGAUCUUAUAAAAAUGAUGCUGAAACUGGAACUCUGUUGUGAACAAGAUCCGUCAGAUCCCAACUCACCUCUACUCAUCCCGUCAAAUUUGGAAGAAGGCAGGUGGAAACCUCAGAGAUGGCCAGUUAACAGUCCUGAUAACAAUUACAUAGGGAGACGUCUUCAAUGUGAUGACUCAAGCCACAUGUUUCUCACACCAGGUUUCUUCCCCCGCUUACAGGUACAUUUGCACAAUAAAAUCAUGGGGUUGAAGAACCAACAUGGAGCAUCAUACAGCAUUGAGAAGUACCUGAUCUCAAUAAAUAUACAUGGAAUCCACGUCCGUGUAGAGCUUGGAGGACAAUUAGGUUAUUCCAUAGAUGUACUUGCGUGCUCCAUGAAGAGCCCUACAGAAAUUCUUAGACUGUUCCAACAUCUCAUUAUACCAGCAAUACAGAGCCUCUGUCAUGGGAUCACAUUGACAGAAUAUGUUCUUCGUUCCGAAUGUGUGAAAAAUCUCAUCUCUCCCAGAUACAGGAGAAACCAAUCUGUUCCCCUCCAACAACUGAAGCAAGCACUGCUCUCAGUUCCUGCAGACAGUAUUUAUGAUUAUCAGCACACCUGGGAUUCAGUUACAGAUUCUGGAAGCCUUAUUCUUGGACCUGGGUUUGAUUUUGCUCGAGAUCUGUUGUCGGAUGAUGACUUCAGAGAAGUACUUCACUGCCGAUACCAUGACCUAUAUAACCUUGCCAUGGAACUUCAAGUCCCACAAGAAAACAAUCCAGAUCGUCCUUCAACUGCCAGUGAAGAAAUAACCAGCUCUGUCGAGCCAACAUUUGCAGGGAUAGCGAAGGGUGUUGAAGCAGUUCUGCAGAGGCUAAAGAUCAUUGAACAAGAAAUCAAAGAUAUCAAGCAGGAAAUUCAAGGCCUGAGAUACUAUGAACACAGGCUUUUAAUUGAACUGCAUCGGAAAGUGAACUAUCUUGUGAACUACAACAUCCAACUCGAGGAAAGAAAACUACCAAACAUGUUCUAUCUUGUCAGGGCCGAGAACUACUCAAGGAGAUUAAUCACCAGCAUGGUUUCAGGGAUGACAGCGCUCCGCCUGCAUAUGCUAUGUGAAUUCCGGCGAGAAAUGCAUGUGGUUGAAGAUCAGAUUGGUUGUGAACUUAUGCAGGUAGAUAACAUCACAGUAAAGUGCCUAGCCCCAUAUAUGAAAAAGUUCAUGAAACUAUUAACUUUUGCCCUAAUACCUGAUCUAGGCAGGGAGGUCGCACAUUUGAUGGAUUCUCCCUUUCUUUAUGGAGCAGCUGGUGCAGCAGCUGCUGGAGCUAUCGGAGCUGCUGCAGCUGGAAACAGGAACAGAAGCAGGAACACGGGGGACAUCCAACAAGAUCUUAGGGCGGCUCAUCAAUGGGUGGUGGAUUUCUUGAGGAACCAGGGAUGUUCAACUGGAAAAGAUAUUGCUGAGAAGUUCGGAUUGUGGCGAGUCAGAUACCGGGAGGAUGGUCAAAUUGCAUGGGUUUGCAGGAGGCAUAUGUACACAAGAGCAUAUGAGAUAAUUGAAGUGCCGAUCUGAAUUAUAUCUUAUAGUUGGAUGUAAGCGUCCCUAGACUUAAUCAAGAUAUAGGGAAUGUUUAUCCCGCAGUUGCAACUCUAAUUUCAAGGGUUAGGGCCUUGAUUCUUGUUAGAUGUUGGGCAAUACUUCUUAUGCUUCAAAUUAGCACAUCAUCCAUCAUUCAGCAAUUAUGCAUAAUCAGGAAAACGGGCAAUUAAAGGUAAGCCGAAGGAAACAACAACAACAAUAUGGCCCAAUACAAAUUCAAACACUUUAUCGUUAUGUAAUAACUCUCACAAUGAUCUACCACUAAAUGUAAGCUGAUGAACACAGUUAUUACAAACCAGUAAAAGACUAAUAGUAAAGGGGUAGGAUUACGAGCGCGGGUCUCAAAUAUACAUUACGAGCAACUCAGAUGACACGCGGCUCAUAAAACAUACAAGUUAAGAUACUUUUCGAUCGUCUAAACAUACCCAGGCACAAUACAGACCAGGUUACAUGAUACAUAAAUGUUACUACUAGCAUCAGUCUCCAUUCUAAGCACUAAAGUCACCUGUGUACUCUGGGCCUUUCAG